AUGUCUGAUAUUGAUCUCAAAAGUGCUGAUGCUCCAGUUAAGGAAGAUGGAAAUUUAGGAGAAUUGGCAUCGUUGGUUAGUUUUUACGGGGUUUUUGUGAAGUGAUAGAGAUAUUGUGGAAAUGAGGAAAAUACGAAAAAAUCGAAAUUGACCAGUUUUUCUGAACAUGUUUCUAACGGACUGUUUUUUGAAGCUCUAUAUUAUACAACUUUUUAAUUUUCCGAAAAUUCAUGAGUUAUUUCAAAAAAAUAUGUUGAAAUAAAAUAAAAAUCGAAGAAAACAGAAUUUUCCGAAAAAUGAGUCAUUUUAAUCAAUUUUUCUGGAAAAUAUGUUGUUUCAAACUUGGAAUUCUAUUAUUUUUAUACGCAUUAACUGAAAUACAUUUUUUCAAAUACAAAACUGGAAAUGUGAUUUUUAUUAUGCAAAUUUUAUUGAACAAAAGACUAAACCUCGAAAUAUAAAUAUUUUUCAUCCUUUUUCCUCACAAAAAAUAACUAUAUUUUCAGAUUCAAGGAGUUUUGCAACAAACUCAGGAUCGUUUCCAACAUAUGUCAGAUCAAAUUAUUCGACGAAUCGAUGAUAUGACAAAAAGAAUCGAUGAUUUAGAGAAAAAUAUUAAUGAUUUGAUGCAACAAAAUCAAAUCGAUCAACCAUCAACUCUUUAA
Messenger RNA from Caenorhabditis angaria, 665 nucleotides. NCBI's taxonomy places the organism in Eukaryota, Metazoa, Nematoda, Chromadorea, Rhabditida, Rhabditidae. The record is from the annotation of a GenBank genome assembly.